GAUACGCCCGCCUAACACCCAAAUACCUAACACCCUCCUACCCAAAGCAGUCGACCCUUCUCUCCCAAACCAUCGAACCCAUUCUUCUCCACCGUACCCUGCUGCAAACCACCAUUACCCUGCAACCGUACCACCACCUUCCUCACCUUCACUGCCACCACCACACCUCCACCAAAGCUCCUUACAAACGCAACCCACCUUCACCACCAACUAUCAUGAUGAUUUUCAAUCCCUUCAUCAACAUCACACGACCUCAGUGACGUGUGGGAUUGAUGAGAGUGAUUGCAUGUCAUCAAUCAAGGACAACAAGGCUAUGGAGAGGUAGAGAAAGAGAAUUGGCAUCAUGGGUUGCGACUAUCACGAUGAAUUAGUUCACUAUCAUGUGUUGCUGCUUUCCCUGCUACCCACUGCUUUUGCACUGCUUCUGUUGUCAGCAGUUGCUGUUGCCUUCCCUUGCAGCUGCCCUGCUGUGCAGACUUGCUACUUGUUUUCUUGUGCUGCUGUUGCUGCUAUCUUUCCUUUCUCCUGCAGCUGCUGUUGCUUGCUGUUACAUACCACUGCUGCUUUCCUCUACAGCUGCUGCUGCUGCCACUGCCAGGCUGUUGCUGCUGUCACUUCUUCCACUGCCAAGCCAAGUGCAGCUCCUGCUGUUGUUCUUGCUACUCCUGCAGCCAAGCAAAGGCCUAGUUUAACAACUGAGCCCAAAGCCUAACUCAGUAACCAAGCCCAGAGCAUAACUUGGGCUCAUCAGCAGACCAAAA
Molecule: messenger RNA, 761 nt
Organism: Papaver somniferum (opium poppy)
Lineage: Eukaryota; Viridiplantae; Streptophyta; Magnoliopsida; Ranunculales; Papaveraceae
Exons: 2
Coding region: 344-712 (122 amino acids)
Source: RefSeq, a predicted model, not a curated record